UGUCAUAUCAUUGUAUUUGAACAGAUUUUUGUCAAAUAAUUUUCAUAGCAUUUACUUUGUUACCAAAAAUGAAUUCAAAUCAAUUUCGAUUACGAUUCAUAUUGGCUAUCAUUUUCAUCAUAUCAUUAUUGAUUCAAUCAUUAGUCGAAGCAAGAAGUGGUGGUGAUGUUAUCAUUCUUGGUGGAUUUGGUCACGGUGGUCAUGGACAUGGUGGACAUGAUGGUUUUGGUCAUUUCGGUCAUAUGCUAACGUUGGGUUCAUUAUUCGGUGCAUUUGGUGAUGGUACUGUUAUUUUAGGACGAAGACGUUAAGAAUUCCUGAAACUAUUGUCAUCCGAAUGGAGCUUUUACAUUCAACUAUAUUUGUUAAGAAAAUUUUGCUGAUUUGUAUUUUUU
Dermatophagoides pteronyssinus (European house dust mite) is the source of this 395-nucleotide messenger RNA. RefSeq lists its product as uncharacterized. NCBI's taxonomy places the organism in Eukaryota, Metazoa, Arthropoda, Arachnida, Sarcoptiformes, Pyroglyphidae. The record is from RefSeq and is a predicted model, not a curated record.